AUGGAACGAUCAACAAAGGCAACAAAAAGCACGCAGACAUUCCUUACCGGGGAGUCUUUGUCAAAACUAUUGAUGCCCAAAAAACCCAUUAUGAUUUCCCCUUGUUCACAAACGGAUGCAAUAGACACAGAUGCAGAACGAUUAGUGCCUAAUUGUGGCAAAAUGACACAUGAUUGUCUGAAUGUUGUCGUUGACGUUAUAGAGCUGCCUAAACAGCCAGAAGCGAUUGAAUUUGAAAAUUCUGAUGCAGUUCAGCAAUCGGUAGGUGAAUCAGAUUGUGAGAAUAGUUCUUAUGAGGAGUUUAUGGCAACAUCAGAUUACGACAGUGAAUUGGAUGAAGAUUCAAAAGAACAUGACGAACCAAUAAUGCUAACUAGUACGAAAUCCAUCAAAGAUCAGUUGAAAUUCAUCAUAUGUGAAGAGUCCAUUGUUAAAACCUUCAGUGUGUGCAUGGAAUGUGGAAAUCAAUGCUCGCUUUUUAUUCGAAGUAGAGUUGGGAGCUGUUGUGUGAUUUGUAUCGCAUGCACAUCCUCUGCAGCACAUAAUAUAUCCUGGUCAACUGGACCCCUCAUGAAUCGCUUACCUGCUUUGAAUUUACUUAUAGCAUCCAGUAUCCGCAGCACGGGCAUGGAGUGUAAUAAAACUUUGAGGUUCAUGGAAUCGCUGAACAUAUUGUGUUUCAAGAGACGAGAAUUGUCCAACAUCCAAAGUGGGUAUGUUAUCCCGGCCGUUUUUAAUGUGUGGAAAUUGAAGCAACAAAAGUUGUUGAUUGGAAUUAAAAACAAGUCAAUCAUUAAAGCGUCAGACAUGCGGGUAGAUAGCCCGGGACAUAGUGGACUGCUCCGCGCUGGUAGUACACAUGAUGUAGAACGAAAUGUGGUUCUGGACACUCAAUGUGGUUCUGGACACUCAAGUUGUAAAGGUAACCGAGUUUUGAAUUAACCUCUUAAGACAAGUUCAAGUUUCGAUUAACUUCGUUAUACCGUAUUUUUAUCAUAUAUUCCAGUUACAUGUCAAAUAUAAAAUAUGCGAAUCAAUCAAAGGAGAAUAAUGCUAACAAGCAUUUCAAAACCAUACAUGACAUUAUUUAAUUUAUUGCAGAGCACUGAAGUUAAAAAUUCAAAUGGAAUUGAAUUAGAAUCCCUGAAGAGACAACUGACCUAUCUCGAGGAGGCUAAUAACAAAGUCAAGAAGCUUGUGACUGACCGACAUGUGCAAGUAUCAGCCUACAUGGCAAAUGAAAAACCAGCUAUUGACCACAAAUAUGAUGUUUGGCAUGUAGCAAAAGGUAGUUAUAAACUAAACUGCUGCUAAAGCAUCCUGUGUUAGUUCAACGCGCAAUGCGCCCCAUGCUCCCAACUCUCUAGCAUUUUAGUUGUCAAACACCAGAGCAUUUUACUUCUCUCGGCAAGGGAAGAGUCUUACGCGCUUAUGAGUUGAAAUAUUGUGUUAAUUCAUUCUGACUAAUUGCAUAAUAUUAAUUACAUAAUCAAUUACACUUAUCAGUUGUUUAAUAUAGUCUAAUUAGCCACUAUUAAAAAGGAUUUUUCUUCUCUAGGUGCGAAGAAAAAGCUACUGAAAGCGACCAAAAACAGAAAUUUAAGGCCAUCAAACCUUGGGUGGGGGUAUGCAUAUUAUAAUUGAAGUCCGGUGGUAAUGCUGUACACGUUUUUACUAAAAUAAGAGAGCAGGAUCCUACUUUAAGAACAGCUCACACAGACACCUUGCCUGAGCAUGUAUGGGUAUUUUAUAGAAACACUCCUUCUUGAUUUCAGGCUGUUUUGCUCAAAUAUGCAAUUUAAUGAGAACUCCAAAGGGGAUCAAGCCAAAACCAAACAAGGAGAUGACAGAUGGUUUGUAGUUUAUCCAAAGGCCUUUAAGGGAGAGAAACCUAUUGCUAGACAAGUGAAAGAAUGUCCAACUUUCAGUAAGUUUUUCACAAAUGUUGAUGUGGUGGUGUAAUUAUGUAGCUAUGUAUUAUUUACUUCAUAAAUCAAUUUAAAAAUGAGCCAAAAAGUCAUUUCCGUAAAAGGCACACAGUUGCCAUUUCAUCAAUAUUAUGUACUUGAAUUAAAAACUUUUGUAACUUUUUCAGGUUUGAGCUGUUAACCCUUUAUCACGCCAUGGGCCCCCAUGCGCCCAAUUUUAGUAUUUACUCUGUCUAACGCCAGAUGAUUUUACUCGUUCGAGGGAUAUCGAUGAGUGUUGGACGUUAGUGAAUAGGUCAUUCCAGAAAAGAUCCACACUCCCCCCACGGAGGAAAUUUCUGCCGUCCGGAGGGGAAGAAAAAAUGUUUCUGAUAAUAAUAAGUGUAUUAGGACAUCCGAAGGGAGUAGGGGGGUUAACAUCCAAUUUUCUCCGUGGGGGGAGGUAUGGAUGUUUUCUGGAAUGACCCAAUUAACAUGCUAAACUAAUGAAUAUCAAUAAAAUGGCAACUGUGUGUACAAUCACUCUAAUUUACAAUAACAUAUACUUAUAUCAUACAACUAAAAAUAUACUCUCACCAAUUUAGGUUAUAUACAAGAAAUACAACUUGAAAGUCUUGAAUUGCGGCAAAAGUACCGUACCUUAAAGAAAGCAAAGCUGCAUGCAAUGGAGGUCCGACCUAAAGAGCCAAUGUCAUUCGUAGAAAAAUACCAAAGUGGUAACCAACCAGAGAGCAAAGCACCUAUUGAUGCCAGACGACACAGCAGAUUUCCUCAGCCUGCCUAUCCAGAAGGAGAAUCUGACAUCAUCUGA
Messenger RNA from Paramuricea clavata, 2739 nucleotides. NCBI's taxonomy places the organism in Eukaryota, Metazoa, Cnidaria, Anthozoa, Malacalcyonacea, Plexauridae. The record is from the annotation of a GenBank genome assembly.